AGUGUGAGUGAGGUGAGGGGCUCGGCCCAGCUCUGCCGAGUGAGUUGCCUUUCUUUCUUUCGUUCACACCCUCCAUCAGCCAUAGCCAGCCAUCUCCCCCCGCGCCCCCUCCCCCUCUUCCUCUCUCUCUCUCUCUGACAUCGUCACCCCUUCUUCUCUGCCUCCAUACCCGCGUUCCUCCUGCCGCUGCUCUCGGCGAACUUCUCCCUGCUGACCGCGCUUUAUGCAGCACGAUUUGGUGCCGUUUUGACCCCGAACGGACUGGAAUUCGCGCUUCUAGGGUUUGGAUGAUCGUUCUGGUGGUGGUGGUGGUGGUGGUGCUGGACAGGGAAGAGGCGGCAGUGGUGCGUGGUGCCGUGCUUCCUGUUGUUGGUCGUAGUGGAAGCUUGGAUGUGGUUUCGAGUGCGAGCGUGAUUGCUAGGUCUGGUCGGAUCUGUGGAGGAAUUCUAUCGGGGAGUCUGGAGCUGCUCGGAUUGCGCGGGGUUGUGCGCGCGCUUUGACGGGGAAUGGCAAUGUCGUCAACCGCGCGGAAUUUCGAGCUUUGUGCUGUGAAUUGAUGUUGAAUACUUAGACGGGGGUGUAUAUAACGUUUAUUGAAGUCUGCCGAUUUUUUUUUUUUUUUUUUUUUUUUUUUUUUUUUAAAGAAGUAAAAAAAGAAGAAAAAAGUAGAAAAGGAUUUUGCCAGAGUUUCUUCUAAUUGCCGUGUGGGGAGCAAUCGUUCAUAGAAUUGGUAGUCGGGCGGUGUUCACAUCUAUUGGGAUGAUCUGAGUGAAGGCACAGGCAUGCUGUUUUUCCUGAGGCGCAUGAUUACCAGGGCGGAGCACGGCGUCGUGUCAGUUUUGUAUCGGUAUUAGCUGACCUAGAACCUUCCUGGUUCAUUUGUAAUAUAUUGAGCGAAACGACAAGUAUUGUGACGUGCUAAUUUAGUAUUUUCCAGCGAGAAUUUUUAUGGAGAGUUGGCUUUUUGGGGCCACUUCACCCAAUUUCGAGUGAGAUGAGGUUAUGGUCAAUAUCAACGAUUAUUUGUUCGAUUGGAUUCUUCGUCUAAUGUGGUUGAAGCCCUGUCAUCAUGGCAGUUCCUUGGAAGCAUGUUAAACUUGUGCCGUGUUGGUUAUCGCGGCAAUUGGUUAUAUGCAAUUGAUUAUAGUUUUGAAUAGACAGUUUAGGUUUCCGACCGGCUCAGCAGUUAAAGAGCUUGUAUGAGUGUAAAUCCUCCUUCGAAUUGUGCCACAAGAAAAUACAUAUAUAUAUGACAAGUCCAGGAAUCGUAUGCUUUUAGCACGCAAGUUUUCAAUUGCAUUUUUGGUUUCUUGGGUGGAAAAUAGUGUUUUUCGAAGAGAAUACAGCUGGAGAUAAGGCCGAGGCCAUCUUACAUGACUGACUUAGCGGUGCGCCCGAACCACAUGGAUUUCAACUAUCUCCAGCGAGUGAAGGUUUAUCGCCUCAAUGACGAGGGCAAAUGGGACGACAAAGGAACAGGUCACGUGUCUGUUGAGUAUUUAGAGGUUGGUUGUUGCUUGAUGCAGCGCUCGGAUGCAGUAGGUUUAGUGGUCAUUGACGAGGAGGACAAUCAAACCUUAUUGGUUCAUCGGAUUUCAGCAGAUGAUAUAUACCGCCGUCAAGAAGACACUAUCAUCUCAUGGACGGAUCCAGAAGUGGCAACAGAUUUGGCUCUCAGUUUUCAAGAGACAAUGGGUUGUUCCUUCAUAUGGAGGCGUUGUCAUUACCGCAGGGAUCAAAUAUGCAGUGUGCAACGUUCAAUUCACUUUCCAUCAGUGGGAGGCAUGGAGGGGAGUACACGUACAGCGGGUGACGAUUUAGAUCAUUCGGGUACUUCGCAGGAUGAUGAUGAUGCGUUCCGUGAAGGUGGAGGUGGUGAAGUGCUGGAACUUCCGCCCGUGGAGCUUUCCACUCUUCCUCUCAUUGCCAAGACUGUUGCAGAAGUUAUGCCUUUUGAUCGUGAUAGGGUGGCCUCCAUGAUUGUUCGCGAUCAAAAUUACAUACCCAAACUUGUACAGCUAUUUCACACUUGUGAGGACCUGGAGAAUCUUGAAGGGCUGCGGUUGAUUUUCAAGAUUGUGAAAGGAAUCAUCUCUCUAAAUGAUGGGCAUAUUUUUGAUAUCAUAUUCAGCGAUGAUUAUAUAAUGGAUAUAAUCGGAGCUUUGGAAUAUGAUUCUGAUGUGACAAAAGCCCGAGGUCACCGCACCUUUCUCAAGGAGCAGGUUGUUUUCAAGGAGGUGGUUCCUAUACGGGAUCCAGUUAUCUUGUCGAAGAUCCACCAAACGUAUCGGAUCGGCUAUAUAAAGGAUGUUAUAUUACCUAGAGGGCUGGAUGACCCUACUUUUGCUACACUCAACUCAAUCAUACUCUUCAACAAUGUUUCAGUGGUGACUGCACUCCACAACGACUCUGCUUUUCUGUCGGAACUUUUCUCAAAACUUCGCUCGCCCGAAAUCUCGGAGAGACAAAGGCGGGACUUGGUGUUUUUUAUUCAAGAGUUUUGCAACUUGAGCAAGCAUCUUCAACCUCUUGUGCGAAGCCAGUUGUUCAGUGCACUUGCUAAAGAGGGAUUGUUCGAAAUUGUGAAAGACAUCCUUAAGGACGCAGAUGAGGCUGUCCGACUAAGUGGGUGUGAUAUCUUAAUUGUAAUUAUGAACCACGACCCAACAUUACUUCGGAGUUUUUUGGUGCACCAACCGUCCUACACAUUGUUCAGUGAACUGGUUGAAGGUAUGUUAACUCCUAGCGAAGGUGGAUUGCAAGCUCAACUUCUGGAAAUUAUGCGUAUGCUCCUGGAUUCAGAGACGUUGGAGUUACCAGCCGUUGACAGAAGCCUUUUUCUGGAGAUAUUUUAUGAUAAAUACAUGGAUCAAAUGGUUCAACUUCUUACGGACGGUUGUCCAUCAGAGUCAGGUAACCUAGAGCCAGCUAAUGACUCUGUCGAUGCUGGAAAGAGGACGAGGCGAAUAGUUUCCCCUGAGAUUCUUGGAAACAUUUGCGAGCUGAUGUGUUUUUGUGUCCAGCAUCACCGGUUCAGAAUCAAGUAUUAUGUAAUGAAACAUCAUGUAGUGGAAAAAAUAUUGAAGCUGGUUCGCAGGAAGGAGAAGUAUCUUGUUGUGGCUGCUGUGCGAUUUUUAAGAACAUGUGUUUCUUUGAAGGAUGAAUUUUACUUCCGGUACAUAGUGAAGCAUAAUCUGUUUGAGCCUAUUAUUGGAGCUUUUGUGGCUAAUGGAAACCGCUAUAAUCUCCUUAAUUCAGCUGUAUUGGAGCUUAUUGAUUUCAUUCGAAAAGAGGGCAUCAAAAUUCUCAUAGUUUAUCUAAUUGAGAAGCACUCUUCAAAAUUAGAAUCCAUUGACUAUGUGGACACGUUUCGGGCGCUGAAAUUGAAAUAUGAUCAACUUUUGGAAGGUCCCCCCAGCACAAGAGACGCAGGAGGUGCUAUUACAAGUGGCACCCCUAAUCAUGGUUCACGGAUGGGAUGUGAUAGGCUUAGCCAAGCAGGUCUUCCUGACACCCGUCGACGAAAGGAUGAGCGAGCAUUGGACAAAGACGAGGAGGAGUAUUUCAAUGAGGACAGUGACGAUGAGGAGGAUACAGCAACUGCAAGGGUAUGUACACCCUCACAGCUGCAUUCAAAACAACCAGUUACGAUAAACGGCAGUGCCUUAGGUGCUGUUCCCUCAAGGAGAACCACCGUUGGUCUAGUAGAUUAUGAAGAUGAGGACGAGGACUUGCCUCCAGCAUUGGGCAUCAAUCGCAAAGAUUCAGGUGGGGUGUUAGAUAAGAAGUCGGAGAGUAUACCUCCAGCAACCUUCCUUACAGACCCUAUUUGGCAAGAAGUAGAAGAUGGAAGUAUAUCUAAGCGAAAAGUUUAUCUUGCCCCAAACUCGGAACCACCCGGUACGACCUCAUUCAAGAGGCAAAAGCCCGAGGAUGGUCACGCAGCUGACCGCUCCAACAGCGAGCCUUAUCUUUCUGGUCUCGUUGAUUCUAGUGGAGCCGAGUCUGUCGAAACGUGUUCGGAGGUUCCGGGGUUGGCCAAAUCAAGUAUUUUGGGCUCUAUACCUCCAGCGCAAGAUAUCACUUCGAAGAUGUGUAAAGCUGAGGAUUCAAUUGCAACGUCAGUAGACCAGCAUGGGCCAGGUGAUAUGAAUCAGGCAUCCAGCUCAGAUCAUACUGGUCGGGGUAAUCCUGAAGUAAUAUCUGACAUGGACGUUCAGCAUGCCCAUCAAGAUUCGGAGACAGCUGCUUCAGAGUCUGGCUCUGCACCUCUCGGUGACAUUGUGGACUUAGUCGCUACUGAAGCACAGUUGUUGAAUGAUAGGCCUGCCGAAGUUGCAUCUGUCGAGAUGGAAAAGGCAUCUGCAUGUGUGGAGGACAACAUUUCUAAGAAUGGACCAGAAGACCUCUUGAGGGAGAAAUGUGUAAAUGGAGGUGAGAGCCCUCCCAAGUCCUUGGACGUGGGUUGCUCUUUUGCUACAGAGAGGGGCUCUACUCAAAAUGGUUUAGACUGUUAUUCAGUCGAAGAUUGUAAUGGGUCUACAUCUGAGAGCUCAGAGAGGGUAGGGGUUGGAGCCAUCCCCAUCAAAGGUGUUAGUGACAGUAGCAGUAGCGUUUUGCAACAGAGUGCGAGCUUAGGUAGUGAAGGCAACAAGGUGUCCAACUUAGGUACUGACAUUAUGAGGGCUGUUACUCCUACAUCACCAGGACCUUAUACUGUUCGAUAGUAUGAUCCUAAUUUUUGAAUCCACUGGUGUAUAGCCCGUGAAGCUCUUGUUUCAUGUUGCUAAUGCCUGCAUUGUCCACUCCAGCUCUCUUCUCUGAGUUCAGCCACUGCUGUUCUCUUUUGCUUCUGAAUCGAAACUCGAGAGUUGGAAUAGA
Messenger RNA from Physcomitrium patens, 4881 nucleotides. The record is from RefSeq and is a predicted model, not a curated record. Lineage: Eukaryota; Viridiplantae; Streptophyta; Bryopsida; Funariales; Funariaceae.